GUUCUGUUUUUCAUUGCAACUAAUCAAUUAGCUCUCCUUGAGUUGGUACGAAAGAGGUUUGAGCUACUUUAGGCUCCAUUUAUUCGUGCUGUCUGCACAUUGCUCGGAACCGAACCACAUAAUGGAGUCGAACUCGCAGAAAGACCAUAGUAAUGGUUUUCAGUCACCUUUUAAAUCUUUCGCAACCAGCGCUCUCCAUGUUGGACAAGAAGCGGAGCAAUGGAAAUCAAUGGCUGUAGUGCCACCCAUAUCAUUGUCAACCACGUUUAAACAGUUUGGACCCGGGGAACAUGCAGGCUUUGAAUACAGCCGCAGUGGAAACCCCACACGGAAUUGUCUGGAGAAAGCUGUUGCGGCAGUGGAUGGAGCAAAAUAUAGUCUCGCCCUGGCUUCGGGUCUGGCGGCCACAAUGACAAUUGCACACAUGCUGAAGUGUGGGGACAACAUCAUCUGCAUGAAUGAUGUCUAUGGAGGUACUAACAGGUAUUUCAGAAGAGUAGCCUCCGAGAUGGGCUUGGAGGUGUCUUUUGUGGACUGCACGAAGUUUGAUUGCUUGAAGGCUGCAAUUAAACCAAACACCAAGCUUGUUUGGGUUGAGACUCCAACAAACCCCACCAUGAAGGUCAUUGAUAUCAAAGGCUGUGCGGAUGUCGUCCACGCUCAUAAUAAAGACAUCAUCGUCGUGGUGGACAACACCUUCAUGUCUGCUUAUUUCCAGCGCCCUUUGGCCCUUGGAGCAGACAUUUGUAUGUACUCUGCCACGAAAUAUAUGAAUGGUCACAGUGAUGUUGUCAUGGGACUGGUGUCUAUGAAUCGGGAUGACCUGUAUGAGCGGCUGAAAUUCUUACAGAAUGCAAUUGGAGCUGUCCCCUCCCCCUUUGACUGUUACCUCUGUAACAGAGGGCUGAAAACCCUUCACCUGAGAAUGAAGCAACAUUUCAUUAAUGCAGUGGCGGUUGCCAAGUUCCUUGAAGCUGAUCCCCGCGUUGACAAAGUUGUUUUCCCAGGAUUGCCUUCGCACCCUCAGUACGAGUUAAUGAAACGACAGUGCACUGGCUGCCCAGGAAUGAUUACCUUUUAUAUCAAAGGUGACCUCACAAAUGCGACUGCUUUUCUCAGGAACUUGAAGCUUUUUGCACUGGCUGAGAGUUUGGGAGGAUAUGAAAGCCUGGCAGAGCAUCCAGCCAUCAUGACUCACGCUUCGGUCCCUGAAGAAGAGAGAGAGGUCCUUGGCAUCAGUGACACACUCAUUCGAUUGUCCAUCGGCAUAGAGGAUGUUGAGGAUAUCAUUGUAGACCUGGAUCAGGCGCUGAAAGCAGCACAUCCUCAAAUAAAAAACUAAGGCAAUCAACUCAAGAACAAAUAUACAUGCUGGAUCCUUCAAGAGGAUUGGAAGGGGCAGUGCAUCUUUAAAAGGAAGCAAGGGAUAUCCUACGGAUUUGUCUUAUUUGAUCUUGCAAAAGGAUUGUAAAGGUGUACUGUAAUUUCUGAUUAAGGAGCCUUACAUACGAGUAAUAUAGCUAUAAUCUAUAAUGUGUUUAAACUUUGUGUGAUAGAAGACUUGAAGGUUAGAUUUUUAUUGGACCCUAUUCAUUUCAGGUUUUUACUUCAUUGUUUAAUUUUAGGGCCACGUAAAUAAAACUAGUGAGAAGCAACAGGGAGGGCUACUGCAGUUAUGACCAAGUACCAGUUUUUAAACAUUUCUAGUACAUUUCAUUAUCAUAUAAAUUGAUGUUUGAUCAUUAAAAAAUGCUACUGUAAUGCAACAACAUUCAGGUUUCUAAAUGCAUACACGUUUAAUUAAGAACGUAUUUUUUGGGGGAUAUAUCAUUUUAACUGUACAUUUAUUUACUGACUUUUCAAAGUUUCUUUGUUUGAAAUUGAAUAGUUCAAGUCCUUGGGUCUGCUGAUUGAUUACAUACACUGAAUUAGCACUGUUCUGAUGUAAUAUUUGUGUGAAAUGGCCAUUAAAAUGUAAAUGAGUAAUACACUUUUA
This is a messenger RNA of Acipenser ruthenus (sterlet), 1996 nucleotides long. Its product is annotated as cystathionine gamma-lyase-like. The record is from RefSeq and is a predicted model, not a curated record. Gene Ontology annotation, molecular function: pyridoxal phosphate binding; cystathionine gamma-lyase activity. The transcript is spliced from 12 exons. Bases 122 to 1342 code for a protein of 406 amino acids. Lineage: Eukaryota; Metazoa; Chordata; Actinopteri; Acipenseriformes; Acipenseridae. Gene Ontology annotation, cellular component: cytoplasm. Gene Ontology annotation, biological process: transsulfuration.